This is a messenger RNA of Zophobas morio, 757 nucleotides long. It is a transcript of the gene Coq7, whose product is annotated as 5-demethoxyubiquinone hydroxylase, mitochondrial. Gene Ontology annotation, biological process: regulation of gene expression; determination of adult lifespan; regulation of reactive oxygen species metabolic process. The record is from RefSeq and is a predicted model, not a curated record. Gene Ontology annotation, cellular component: mitochondrial inner membrane; nucleus. The transcript is spliced from 2 exons. Gene Ontology annotation, molecular function: 3-demethoxyubiquinol 3-hydroxylase activity. Lineage: Eukaryota; Metazoa; Arthropoda; Insecta; Coleoptera; Tenebrionidae. The coding region runs from base 125 to 700 and encodes 191 amino acids.
AAGCGCUGCGAACACAUCGAGGAAAAAUUUAAAAUACGAUAAUACAGAAAAUGAGGUUAUGUUCAAACAUUUGACAUUUGAUUCAAAGUAAAAACAUGUUCAUCCAGUAAUUAUCACCAACAGAAUGUUGAUUUUUCGUCCAUACCGCACUUCUUUCAAAUUUUUGACAAGACCCGUGACGUCCAGAUGUAAACUGCAUGAAAUCAUUAGAGUGGACCACGCCGGAGAAUUGGGGGCUGAUGUGAUAUAUGCUGGACAAAUGGCUGUCUUGGGUAGCACUUCGAAAGGUCCGGUUAUUAAACACAUGUGGGACCAGGAAAAGGGGCACAGGGCGAAGUUUGAGGAACUCAUCAAUGAGCAUCGGGUGAGACCAACCGUGAUGACUCCCAUUUGGAAUGUGGCUGGGUUUAUGCUGGGGGCUGGGACAGCCUUGCUGGGAGACAAGGCGGCGAUGGCGUGUACUGUUGCUGUUGAAACUGUUAUUGUAGAGCACUAUAAUGAUCAACUGAGGACGCUGAUGGAAGAUCCUGAGGCUAAUAAGGAGUUGAUGCAAACUAUUAAGAAGUUUCGAGAUGAAGAACAGGAGCAUCAUGAUUGUGGAAUCGAUCAUGGUGCUGAGCAGGCGCCUUUUUAUAAAGCGUUGACUGAAGCGAUUAAGUUGGGGUGUAAGGGGGCCAUUGCUAUUUCCAAAGUAAUUUAAUUUGUAGGUUAAUUUUCUCCCUUGUAAGCACGGUUAAUUAUAAUUGUUGCAUUUUGA